Styela clava is the source of this 1654-nucleotide messenger RNA. RefSeq names its product diphthine methyltransferase-like. NCBI's taxonomy places the organism in Eukaryota, Metazoa, Chordata, Ascidiacea, Stolidobranchia, Styelidae. Gene Ontology annotation, cellular component: cytoplasm. Gene Ontology annotation, molecular function: protein binding; diphthine methylesterase activity. Gene Ontology annotation, biological process: protein histidyl modification to diphthamide. The record is from RefSeq and is a predicted model, not a curated record.
AUCGUUAGCUAGGUAUUUUUGAGGUGGGACGCAAGACUUGACGAAUUCUAAAAAGGGGGCACAUGGCUUAAUAAGUUUGAGAACCACUGGUUUAGAAGAACAUUAAAUUGAUAGAUUUAAAAUAUGAAUGUAUUUGAUUCAUUUUAACAUCUAUUCACUGAAUAACCGUUUUUUAAAUCGUUUCGAAUGUACAUAUUAAUAAAAUGCUCGAUUUGUUUUGCCAGGUGUGUGUAUCUUUAAGUUAAAUGGCUGAAAAAGAUUCGAAUAAAAUUUAUGCCAAGGAGGUUUAUUGUGAAACAUUGACUGAAUGCCCAGACUCUGUGGAAUGGUGUCCCUCCGAUGGAUACAAAAAUAUAGUAGCUUGCGGAACUUAUCAACUUUUGAAGCAAGAGAAAGAAGGAUUACCAGGUCAUCUUAUGAACCGUAAAGGCAGUAUUGCAUUGUUCACUCAAAAUGAUUUGGGAAUGAAAAAGUGCUUCAAAGUUGAAACAGAUGCAAUCUUAGACUUGAAAUGGAAUGGUAAUUGUGUUGACGAGACAAUGCUAUGUGCAGCGGAUGCCAAAGGCUUUGUAAAGUUGUAUUCAUUAGAUAAAAUUAUAGAGUCUUGUAAUGAUGUAAAACUGACGGAGGUUGUUGCUUCUAAAGUUACAAAUGAAGGCCUUCUUUUAUCACUAGACUGGGGACUGGAAGCUAAAAUAUGCACUAGUGAUUCAAAUGGAUGUUUGUCCAUCAUAGAUUCACGCAAUAGAGAAGUAGUGAAGGAGUCGCAAUGGAAAGCUCACGAUUUUGAAGCUUGGAUAUGCGCUUAUAAUACAUGGGACGGUAAUGUAGUAUAUUCCGGCGGAGACGACUGUAAAUUUUGUGGUUGGGAUGUGAGAGAUCCAUCAAAAUAUAUUUUCAAAAAUUCAGCGCAUUCAGCUGGAGUUUGUAGUAUACAAUGCAACUCCAAAUCAGAUCACACCCUCGCUACAGGUAGUUACGACGAAUAUGUCAGGUUUUGGGAUACGAGAUGUAUUCGACGCCAACCUAUGUCUGAGAUUUUUGUAGGUGGUGGUGUAUGGAGACUGAAAUGGCAUCCGUAUGAUUGUGAUCGAUUGCUAGCUGCAUGUAUGUUUAAUGGCUUCAAAGUUAUUUCUUAUGAAAAUGGUUCUCCCAAUAUAAUAACUUCGUUCAAUACUAAUGAUGGCUCUCUAGCAUAUGGGGUAGAUUGGUCACAAGGAGAUAUGGAGGAAAAUACUGACUACAUUGCAGGAUGCACUUUUUAUGACUGCAAAUUAGGAUUGUGGAAAUUGUCUGAGAGAUGAAGAAACAACAAGAAGAUGAAAAAUGAGAGAUUCUCUUAGUCCGGGAAAGAAAACCCUGGCAGAGAUGGAGGAGAAUCAAUUUCAAAGGAGAGGAGAUAUGUUGUGCCAGUGACAGAUUUUCAAAGAUAUGCGUUGCCACAGUCGUGAGAAUGACCUCAUUUCAGUCCGAAAUUUGUCUGGAUCAGGGUUUCUCCAACUGGCCACUCAAGCCCUAAAGAGGGCCACGAGCAAAGACUGUCACCGGCAGGCACCAUUUGCAAUGACCACAUUAAUUCUCAUUUAGGUAAAUUAUAUGUGAUUUGUUUCAUUAUUUAUUAAACGAGGUGAAUAAACUACCUGAUGGAAACCGG